Zeugodacus cucurbitae (melon fly) is the source of this 776-nucleotide messenger RNA. Its product is annotated as immunoglobulin domain-containing protein oig-4. Bases 131 to 631 code for a protein of 166 amino acids. NCBI's taxonomy places the organism in Eukaryota, Metazoa, Arthropoda, Insecta, Diptera, Tephritidae. The transcript has 6 exons. The record is from RefSeq and is a predicted model, not a curated record.
UUCUUAAAUAUAUUGCUUUAACAAAACAAAAAAAAAAAACAUAAAAAAAAUUUAUCUAUUAAAAAAAUAUUUCAAAAUACUAAAAUAAAAUAAAAAAUAGUAUAAUUAAACCAAAAUAAUAUUAAAUAAAAUGCGCAUUGCAUUCGGCAACAGUUUCGGUUACUUUACUUUGCUGCUGGUCAAUUGUUUGUUGUUGUGCAGCAGCGAGGCGCAGCGCACCGUCGGCGCACGCGGCGUAUUACGUAGAAACUAUACGGGCAAAAAGCCAGUUGUCAUACAACAUCGCUCACAGGAUGCCGUCAAUUAUUAUGAUCAUGAAAAUGGCGCCAAAAUCAUAAAAUCAUCACAUUUCGAAUUGGAUUACACGCUGGGAAGAAAAAUCACAUUUUUCUGCAUGGCGCAGGGUAAUCCACGCCCCACAAUCACUUGGUUUAAAGAUGGCGCCGAAUUGUAUCAGCAUCGAUUUUUUCAGGUCCAUGAAUCGCACAUUGAUGCAGAUAUAAUAAAAUCGAAAAUGGAAAUCGAUCCGACCACACAAAUGGAUGCAGGCUACUACGAAUGUCAAGCGGACAAUAUUUACGCCAUCGAUAGACGUGGAUUUCGCACCGAUUACGUUAUGAUUAAUUUUUAGUAAAUUAUACUUCUAAAAUACAAACUUUUGUGUAAAACGAAUUUUUCUAGAAAAUGUAUACGAUAUAAAUAUAUAUGGAUAACCUACAAUAAUAAAAACAAAAACAAAUAAAUAAAUAAUUACUAACAGACAAUUUUCAUAUAUA